AUGCAGUUCGAUCCUUCUCUCUUCGACGUUUCCAGACGAUCGCUCACCUUCUUCUGUGUUUUUGAGGGACUUGUGAUUUUGACAAUCCUUUGUUCGGACUUGUUUGACAAUAUUGAAAGCCAUGAGCUCGGCGUUCGGAAUAUGGUAUAUGUCGGGUUUUUCAUUAUUCUCCUCGCCAUUGGUAUCGUUCAUCGUUACCUUCAUCCCCGCGUCACCAUCCUCAGCCUUCUCCUCUUCAAGGUAUCCCAGCUCACCAUAAUCGUCGCCUUUCUCAUGGCAGACUACAUCUUCAUAUAUUCUCCUAUCACUAUGACCGUGUUUGGACUGGAAUUUGUCUACUACGGAAUCUGCUGUUUGAUACAAGAGAUGCCAUUCCCUGGCUAUUUUCUAGAGGAGUGUCUCUACGAGAACGAUGGUGAUGGAGCCAAAGAUGUCGACGUUCAAGAAAAGUGCGACUACUUCACUUCGAUCGCCAAUGAGAUUGUUCGCCAGCAGGAGGAAGAUGAUGGUUUCAUUGAUGAUGAUAUCAUUUUUUAUUCCUAUGACAGCAACAAUAUUGCCUAA
Molecule: messenger RNA, 564 nt
Organism: Caenorhabditis bovis
Lineage: Eukaryota; Metazoa; Nematoda; Chromadorea; Rhabditida; Rhabditidae
Source: the annotation of a GenBank genome assembly